Messenger RNA from Cinara cedri, 2357 nucleotides. Lineage: Eukaryota; Metazoa; Arthropoda; Insecta; Hemiptera; Aphididae. The record is from the annotation of a GenBank genome assembly.
AUGGCGUACGCGAUCACGGUAAGUCGUACACUUUGUUUUUCAAUUACAUUCGUUUUCGUAUACUUUGGUUUACUAGAUAUUUUCAUUGUAUUUUUAUAUUGUUCAACAGAAAGAAACGGAUGGCCCGCCGGCACGUCGUUCCAUCUGCAGUCUACGAUGGUGCCACGCCCUGCUCCGAGGCGCCCGUCAACGCGGCACCAUACGUGACGUGAGUAUAAUAGUAUAAGUUAUAUUUAAUAGUUGUUAUAAUAUUAUUAUCUUUGAGUAUCUGUGACAUUGAAACGGUUCGUGAUCGACAAUAUAUAUUAUUUUAUUUUUUAUUGUUUUAUAUCUACUGAAAUGUAUUCAAUAAUACAUUUAUUAUUAUCGUCCAGUCAGUAGCAAACCUUUUCAAUGUUUCGCGGUGACCAAACCGUUUAAUUUUUCGCGAUUUGUGUUAUAGUCUAUAAUAUUUUCGUUCAUUAUUGUGAUAACGUGUUGGGCGUUGGCGAAGGUUUUCUUUCGUUCACAACAAAUUUCGUUUUUCUUUGUUUUCGCUAAACUCCACGUCACUAUUACAUAUCCCCCCCACUUGUCACUUCUUUAUAGUCCCCCCCGCUUUAUUACUAUGCACGUACCCCGCGUCGCUGCCCGGACCGCAAUCGUUUUUUCCACGGUUCGUUACACCGCCCGCCCGUAGAAUACUCUUAUUCUCAUAUUCGUAAUGUGAACAUGACGUGUUUUUCUUUGUUCCUUUGUUUGCGUAUAGCCAACCGCGUUCCCACCACUAUUCCCCGUACCACACGGCCCCCCCCAACUUUCCGUCAUUGUUUCGCCGUCGUUACGGCGCUUGCGCGGCGGAGGUCACGCGAAUCGAUUCUUCCCCUCUCCGUCACUAUCCUGCUAGAGCCCUGCUCUUUUUCUCCUCCGUUUGUCCUUUAUGGGUCAACAUUUAGGCGUGGCCGAUGCGAAACAGUCUACCAACAUUCCAAUAUUUUCGUAAUGUGUAAGGUAUACCUACCUAUUGCGUUUAUGGUUACACUAUUAUUGUACAGCCAAUGCGAUAUUGUGUAACGCAGUAAAACUUGACCGAAACAAUUUUUUUACAUCUACGAUGUAUAAAAUAAAAUAUUCAUUGCGUUCACCCAAAUGGUAUUUUCAAAAGACCUUGGUUUUUUUGAUUUUUAUCUCCUUCCCCUUCCUGUUCACUCACAAUGUCGGAUCGAUACAAUUAUAACCUAAGCAACAUAAUUUAACAUCUUUAAUCUCAUAACACGAAUCAUAGGAAUGACUAAUGCAUAAUCUGUUAUUGCACUAAAUUACGUAAUCAGUUACAUUCAUGGUAUUGCUCCAAACAAUGACGCAAACAUAAUUUGCAAUUUUAGACACUUGUGAAUAAUAUUGUAAAGCGAUAUAAAUUUUUUAAUUAUUAUUAACAAUAAAAAUAUUUUUUUUUUUUUAUUUUCUAUCCCUACUGUUUAUAAGCUUUGUUUAAUAAGUAAGCAUAUUCCAAACUUGCAAAAAAUAUUGAUUCUAUUGAAUUUCUGAAUUAUUUCAAAUUAUUAUGAAUUAAUGAAGAACCUAAGUACUACUUAUUUUAUAAUUUUUUUUUUUAUCACAAUGACAUAAAUAUUUGUUGACUAAAUAAUUUUUAUGUAACCUACCUAUUACUCAUUCAAAGUUAGCAAUUUAUAAAUAUUUAGUACUUUAAAUUUAUUUAUAAGUUUAACAUUUCACAUUUCACAUUAAUGGAGAUAAGUACCAAAAUUAUUAUUUGUUGAACAGUGGAGAAGAGUUUUGUCUGUGCAGUAUUUUCAAUAAAAUCAUUGUUUUCUACAUCCUCUCUUCGUCCGUUUGUUUAAUUUGAGUUUUGCAUUUUAAUAUAAAUAUCAGGUUGAACAUUUUUGACAUGAACAACAUGAACAAAAUUGAUUUCUAACAAUAAAUUGUAAGGUGAUAUUUAUCAACUUAUAAUAAGGUUUUAUAAGGUAUUGAUAAUUGAUAGAUAAUUAAUAUUAACAAAUUUAUCAUGUAGAAAUAAAAUAAAAAUUAUUCUUGCGGAUGUAACUCAAGACAGUCUGAAAAACUUUUGUAGAUAGAAAUUCCAAGUUCGUUAAUUAUGCCCCCCCUGUAUUCUGAAGAAGUCCCAUGAAACUUAAAUACAAUUAAUCAGUAUUUCAUAAAAUACCUUUUAUAUCUUUUAACCCCCCCCCCUCACCAAAUUAAGACAAUUGCUAAAUAAUCAACACCCAAUAUUAUUUUAUUAUUUAUAACAGUAACUAUUAAAUAUUAAGAUGCUGCAAUUGUAUACCUAAUCAUGGUUCAUUUUUCAUAUUUAGUUUGAUAAGUAUGAAAAACAGAAACAACUUAACAUGUAG